This is a messenger RNA of Mirounga angustirostris (Northern elephant seal), 2303 nucleotides long. It is a transcript of the gene PCNA, whose product is annotated as proliferating cell nuclear antigen. The transcript has 8 exons. NCBI's taxonomy places the organism in Eukaryota, Metazoa, Chordata, Mammalia, Carnivora, Phocidae. Gene Ontology annotation, cellular component: PCNA complex. Gene Ontology annotation, molecular function: DNA polymerase processivity factor activity; DNA binding. The record is from RefSeq and is a predicted model, not a curated record. Gene Ontology annotation, biological process: mismatch repair; translesion synthesis; regulation of DNA replication. The coding region runs from base 306 to 1091 and encodes 261 amino acids.
CGGAGAAGCGUGCAUUGGACUAGCUGCGUGAGGAGGCGGGAAAAGGCGUGUGUUUCCGAAGGAGACUAGCCAAUGGGAGCUCCGGCUUGACAGCGGACGGCUGGCGCUGGCGCCCGGGAUCCCAGAAGUAAAGCUCCAGGCUUGGUGUGGAAUCCAGUAUGGGGCUUGAACUCACAACCCAGAGAUCAAGACCUGAGCUGAGAUCAAAAGUUGGAUGCUUAACCAACUGAGCUACCCAGAUGCCCCUCUAUAAGAAAUACUCUUAAACAUGCUUCAUCUUGCUGCGUCGUUGUGAUUCUGCCACCAUGUUCGAGGCGCGCCUGGUCCAGGGCUCCAUCCUGAAGAAGGUGCUGGAGGCGCUUAAGGAUCUCAUCAACGAGGCCUGCUGGGACAUAAGCUCGAGUGGCGUAAACCUGCAGAGCAUGGACUCCUCCCACGUCUCCCUGGUGCAGCUCACCCUGCGUUCCGAGGGCUUCGACACGUACCGCUGCGACCGCAACUUGGCCAUGGGUGUGAACCUCACCAGCAUGUCCAAAAUACUAAAAUGUGCUGGCAAUGAAGACAUCAUUACACUAAGGGCCGAAGAUAAUGCGGACACCCUGGCACUAGUAUUUGAAGCUCCAAAUCAAGAAAAGGUUUCCGACUAUGAAAUGAAGUUAAUGGAUUUAGAUGUUGAACAACUUGGAAUUCCAGAACAAGAGUAUAGCUGUGUAGUAAAGAUGCCUUCUGGCGAAUUUGCACGUAUAUGCCGAGAUCUCAGUCAUAUUGGAGAUGCUGUUGUAAUUUCCUGUGCAAAAGAUGGAGUGAAAUUUUCUGCAAGUGGAGAACUAGGAAAUGGAAAUAUUAAGUUGUCACAAACAAGUAAUGUCGAUAAGGAGGAGGAAGCUGUUACCAUAGAGAUGAAUGAGCCAGUUCAGCUAACUUUUGCACUGAGAUACCUGAACUUCUUUACAAAAGCCACUCCGCUCUCUCCUACAGUAACACUCAGUAUGUCUGCAGAUGUACCCCUUGUUGUAGAGUAUAAAAUUGCUGACAUGGGACAUUUAAAGUACUACUUGGCUCCCAAGAUCGAGGAUGAAGAAGGAUCUUAGGUAUUCUUAAAAUCCAAGAAAAGAAAGUUAAGCUCUUUAAGAACUGCUUCUGAGAUGCCAGCAUGUACUUGAGUCUGUCACCAAAUUUGUACCUCUGAAUACAUAUGUAGAUAUCUUCUGUAAAUAACCUAUUUUUUCCUUCAUUCUUUACAAUUUGUUUAAAGAAUAAAGUCCAAAGUCAAAUCUGGUCUUGUUAACCUAGGAAUAUUUCUGCCUUACCCAAAAAUACUUGUGAUUUUCAUAACAAAAGGGGUUUGACUCUUAAAUACAGUUUUAAGAAUUUUUUUCAAUUUAAAUAAAAGUUAUUUGAAUUUCAAACAUCAUCACAAGACAGUGCCUUCAUUUGGACCAUGACUAUUGCAAGUAUCCUAGGGAAUUCAGUUCAAGCUACCAUUUCAUGUAAAUGUGCUUAUUUUUCCAGUCUAGAGCAGCCUGAUAAAAAUACAUUAGAUACAGCAAUAAAAAGUAUUCCAAAUACAGUAGGUGACAAGAUAUUUUUGGGGAUUCAUUUGUCAAAGUUAUUUUGGUAUUCUUCUAACUUGAGUUCAAGAAAUGAACAGGAGGGUAGACCAAGUCCUAUACAUAUUGUUAUUUUGUCAAUUUUGUUAGCAAAAACUAACACUUUUUUCAGAAGCUUUAUGUACCCAAAGCUGUGUGGACUUUAGAAGACUAGCAUUGCUAUAGGGCAGUGUUUCUUUGGCCUAGGGAGCCUUUUAAAAGAAUCUUGCAAGAUUUAGUACAUCUGUGAUAGGGCCCAAGCAAUAUGUGCAAAAAUAAUUUUUCUAAUAUAAGUAGCCUUUUUUGGGGACUUAAUCCUAGCGGUUGUGAAACGGACUGUUUAAAUGUUCCUACUAAUUGUGCCACAAAGCCACAAGCUGGCAUAGUACAUAUUGAGAAUUGCUUCAUUAAAGUUCUUUAUCCCGGUGUGUUUUGUGCUUGGUGGUUUAAAUGACUGGUUUCUUUUUGUAGUAUCUGGACUGAGUUCUAGUUACUGGACGGUAGAACUCCCUGUACCCAGUAGGUUCAUUACCUUCUGUGUGCCUGGGGGUCGGGAAGGAUAUUGGCUGCAAAGGGGCCUGAUGGAAGUUUUGGGAAUGAUGUAACAUUAAUAGAGACUGGUGAUGGUUCCAAGACUGUAUGCACUUGUCAAACUCAUCCAAUUGUACUUUAUUGUGUGUAAAUUAUACUUCAAUAAAUCUGACAUUUACAAAG